GUCCGUCCAUCAUGACCAUCAGGCGGGCUUUCAAGACCUGCUUCGGCUUUGACUCCGAUGCACUCGACGAUGCGCCUCUAUCGGAGAAGCACGAGCCCCUGACGUCGGAAUGCAGCAGCUCUGAGCGCUUUAUCGCGAUCAGCAAGCGAAUUAGUACAAGCGAACGCUUAGCAGCUCUGCGUCGCCUCAUGAGCGACCAAAAGCUUGCUGCCUACGUCGUUGUGAGCGAGGACGAGCACGGGACGGAGUAUGUUGCGCCCAGCGAACGACGUCGCGGCUAUAUCUGCGGCUUCAACGGGUCAGCUGGCGUGGCUAUUGUCCUGAGAGAUUGCGCUCAGAUCUUCGUCGACGGUCGCUACUACAUACAAGCAGCUGAACAGAUCGAUCACAAUUGGACUCUCCGCAAGGUCGGCCAGCCCGGUGUGCCCACAUGGGUUGAAUAUAUUGCGACACACCUCAGAGGCGAGCGCGUUGGUCUGGACGCCAAGCUGAUCAGUAUUUCACUAGGCAAGCAGCUGGAAAAACUCGCAUGCAUCCUUGUCUUUCCCAAGACGAACCUGAUCGACGAGAUCUGGUCCAGCAAGCCUGCCCGACCGUCUCGACCCAUAGAAGAUUAUCCAGUGGAAUUUGCAGGCAAGUCGACCGUUCGAAAGCUAGCCGAACUUCGCGCCUCGCUCGCGGAUACGCAGACACGAGGCAUCGUUGUCAGCGAUCUGACGGAGAUUGCUUGGCUGCUCAACUUGCGCGGUGAGGACGUACCAGAGACGCCGGUCUUCUUUGCCUAUGUCAUCGUCGAUGCCCAGACUGCGACGCUAUACACAGAUGCGCCGACCAUAGACAGAGCCGCACAGAUUGCGCUCGGUAACGCGUCUGUCACCAUCGCAAAUUACACUGCUUUCUAUCCUGCCUUGGCAGACUGCUCGGCUGGCUUUGCAGUCGGGCAAGACGCCUCGUUCGCAAUCGCCACCAGUCUGAAAGAGGCCCGAGUACUAACGGUCUCGCCUGUCGGGCUAGCGAAAUCGAUCAAGAAUCCGCUCGAGAUUAUGCGUAUCAAAGACGGCUACGUUCGCGACGCAGUUCAGUGGUGCAUCUGGGCCGCCUGGCUCGAAGAGUUGCUCGUCAAGAAGAAACAAACCAUAUCCGAGUGGGAUGCAGCGGAAGAGCUGACCAGAUUGCGCAAGCAAGACAGACACUAUCGCGGUCUGGCCUAUGAGAACAUAUCUGCCACGGCAGGCAAUGCUGCAAUGCCUCAUUACGCACCUACUGCUCGCCAAUCCAGCCUCAUCGAUAUCUCUACGCCUUAUCUCAAUGAUUCUGGGCCUCAAUACGGCGACGGCUGUACGAUUGACACCACACGGACCAUGCACUAUGGUAAGCCGACAUAUCUCCAGAAGAUCGCCUAUACACGCGUAUUGCAAGGUCACAUUGCUGCAGCUACCGGUAUGUUUCCAGAAGGCACGACGGGUGCUACAUUGGACGCGUAUGCGCGUCGUCCACUCUUCAACAUCGGUCUCAAUUACAGCCAUGGCACGGGUCACGGCAUAGGGUCGUAUCUUUGCGUACAUGAAGGUCCGCUCUCGAUCAGACAAGGCAAUGCGAUACCUCUCCAAGAGGGUAUGGCUUUCUCAAUAGAGCCAGGCUACUAUGAGGCAAACGAGUUUGGCAUCCGAAUCGAAAGCAUCUAUACUCCUAAUCCAGUCAUGCGGACAGAUAGCACAAAGUGGUUCACGCUCCACCGUAUCACUCAGAUUCCGAUCGAUUUAGUGAUGGUCAAUUGGGACGAAAUGUCUGAACUCGAAAUUCGCUGGCUGCGAGCGCACAAUCGGGAAUGCGCUGAUACUGUUCGCGAGCAUCUCGACCCGAACGAUAAGAGGACAUUGCGAUGGCUCGAGCGGCAGUGUAAGAUCAAAUGAUGUUGUGCAUACGCAUGCAAUGUGUACAAUCUGUGUG
Molecule: messenger RNA, 1950 nt
Organism: Mixia osmundae IAM 14324
Lineage: Eukaryota; Fungi; Basidiomycota; Mixiomycetes; Mixiales; Mixiaceae
Exons: 2
Coding region: 12-1913 (633 amino acids)
Source: RefSeq, a predicted model, not a curated record